This is a messenger RNA of Psylliodes chrysocephalus, 1171 nucleotides long. Lineage: Eukaryota; Metazoa; Arthropoda; Insecta; Coleoptera; Chrysomelidae. The record is from the annotation of a GenBank genome assembly.
GCUUUUAUUCAACAUGCCGAACCCUGAUUCUAUUAUGUUAUGGAAAGCUCUAAAAGGAAUAAUUUGUGUAUACAAACCAGCAGAAAUUUCAGUCAAAAAUUUAAGAAAAACUCUUAUAACUAAACUAUGUAAUGAUCUUAGUGAAUUAGAUGUUAAAUUACGUUAUCCAAUGCCAGAAUCAAUUACAAACAAUUCAGAUUCAACUUCCUUAGCCCGACAAGCUACAGAAAUAUCUCUAACAACUAAUCAGAGUAUUACAAAAAGUUUGGAUUUGAGAUAUCAUCCUUUAGUGAUUGGUCCGAGGUAUCGAGAUGAAGAUUUAUUUGUGAGUUGGUCAAAUUAUUUAGGAUGGAAUACAAGUGGUGUUCUGCUUUUUGGUUUAAGACGUGGAACGCAGGUUGCUAAGUUUAUUAGGGAAAAUAGAUCUACAAGAGCGUAUCGCAUUAAUGGAGUAUUUGGAAAGGCAACAGAUAAUGGUUUUCAAACUGGCAAGGUUGUAGAAAAAUCAACUUGGAAAUAUAUUAAACAUGUUCACAUACAGAGAAUAUUGUCUUCAAUGCAAGCUUCCCACCAGAAGAAAAUGUAUGAAGCAUGUGGAGUUGAUUUAAAUUCUCAAUUGGCUUAUGAUUUGGCUGUAAAGGGUCCCAUUCGACCUGUAGACUCAAAGAUUCCUAUUAUAUAUGGGCUGAAGUGUAUAGAUUAUGAAGGGCCUUCUUUUACUAUAGAAGUGCAAUGUAUUAAUGAAAAUGAAAUUUAUUUAACUAAUCUAAUUCAAGAAAUAGGUCUCAAACUUCAUUCAACAGCUCAUACAAGAACAAUUAAAUGCAUUAGGCAUAGUUGCUUUACUUUAGAACACGCAUUGUUGCAGAAACAUUGGAAUUUGCAUAAUAUUACCGAAAAUAUGGAUAAGUGCAAUAGGUUAUUGGUAGAAAAUGAAGAAAUUGUGAAUCAAAGUAGUCCCGUUUUAAGGAAAGGAAGAUUGGCUCCAGUACCAUGAUGUACAAAAUGAGGCGUAUCAUUUGACAUCUGUCAAGUACCUAAUAAUUUUCUUAAGCUGCAAUAAUGACCAUGUUUUAAAUAAUAAUACAGGAUAGAUAAUAUACUUUGUUUGUAGCUUUUUAAUGUAUUCACUUCUCAAAUCGAUAUUUCUUUUAGAAGUUUGAAUAUAUAA